AUGCCAUUCUUGGUCACUCUGGCGUUGCGCAAAGACACUCUGAAAAGAUUGACUCUGCUCCUGCCGCCAUCGUUCAAGCUACGCAAUCACCAUUCAAACAUCACUGCUCCGUUCGAUCUGCAUCGACUCACAAACCUCGUCACCCUCUCUAUCGACUACGCAAUCAUAUUCUCAGAACGCGAGUCGCGACCGGGAGAAGAUGACCGGUACAAUCCCAAAUUCCCUAAGAACCUCCCCAGAUCCAUCGAGCAGCUGCACAUACAAUGCUGCCGACUCGACCAAGGCAUGGCAGGGUAUGCUUUGCUUCUGCUCGAAGCAAGACGUAGGUACAACAAGCUCAAGACCUUACAAGUCACCUACGAGACAUUCGAGGCGAAAAACGCUGCAGAGAAGAAGCAAAUGAUCUCGUUAUCAUCCACAGUGAGAUUGUUCAAAGACUACGGCUUGGAGCUGAGAAUCGAGUCUGAGGAAGGCCAAUUCAUAGUGCCGGCCGUGUUUGAAGACUCGGACGCUGCCAAGAAGUAUCGAAAAUUUGUACUUGACGCGCCGGAUUCCGACUCUGACGAUUGGGACGAUGUCGACAGUGAUGAUGAUCUUGAUAUCGCUGAUGAUGCGGAUGAAGAAGAGGAUGAAGAUAACGACAACGACAAUGACGUAGAUGAUGUCGAGGAUGAAAUGGAUGAAGGGACGCAUACAGGAGAACAAGGCAGAUAUAACCUGAGGCCAAGAUAA
This is a messenger RNA of Aureobasidium namibiae CBS 147.97, 732 nucleotides long. RefSeq lists its product as uncharacterized. The record is from RefSeq and is a predicted model, not a curated record. NCBI's taxonomy places the organism in Eukaryota, Fungi, Ascomycota, Dothideomycetes, Dothideales, Saccotheciaceae. The transcript has a single exon. Bases 1 to 732 code for a protein of 243 amino acids.